AGUACCUGUGCCUCCGGGAAGACCAUGGAUACCUCUAUCUAGACCGAACAAGAAUAUUCCUUCCUGUCCAGUUACAGUGAUGUGUUAUAACGUUUUAUGCGAAAAAUAUGCUACUACUCAGAUGUACGGAUAUUGUCCAUCUUGGGCCCUUUCCUGGGAUUAUAGGAAAAAAGUUAUUUUAGGCGAAAUCCGGCAUUAUACUGCCGACAUUAUUACUUUACAGGAGGUCGAAACGGAUCAAUUUUACAAUUUCUUUUUGCCGGAGCUUAAGAAAGAUGGCUACGACGGCGUAUUYUCUCCYAAGUCAAGAGCUAAGACUAUGUCCGAAAACGACCGUAAACGAGUUGAUGGAUGUGCAAUAUUCUUCCGAGCGAUCAAAUUUACACUAAUCAAGGAACAUCUGAUAGAAUUCAAUCAACUGGCAAUGGCCAAUUCGAGUGGUUCGGACGACAUGCUCAACCGAGUGAUGCCCAGAGACAACAUAGGUCUGGCUGCCUUGUUGAAAACCAACGAAACCGCAUGGGAAAACUCUUUGCCAUCUGAAGUCCAACAGCCUAUACUUGUUUGUACUGCACAUAUACAUUGGGAUCCUGAAUUCUGUGAUGUCAAGCUCAUACAAAUCAUGAUGUUAUCAAAUGAACUGAACACUAUAYURGAAGAAGCUAAUCGUAAUUACCGUAAUGUAAAUCACCAUCAACCUCCAAUACAGCUGUUAUUGUGUGGGGAUUUCAAUUCAUUGCCUGACUCAGGAGUGAUAGAAUUUUUGUCUGCUGGUAAAGUAUCUUCAGAUCAUCAAGACUUUAAAGAUCUGCAGUACAAGACACUUCUACAUAAAAUUUCUACAUGUGAUAGACCUAACGAGUUUAUGCAUUCCUUCAAGUUAUCAUCUGCUUACGAAAACAUAAUGCCAUUUACAAAUUAUACAUUCAACUUUAAAGGCAUCAUUGAUUAUAUUUUCUACACUAGACAGACUAUGACGCCUCUUGGUUUGCUUGGCCCAUUAGCUCCUGAAUGGUUUAAAGACAAUAAAGUACUUGGUUGUCCACAUCCUCAUAUACCGUCUGAUCAUUUUCCUUUGUUAGUAGAAUUUGAGUUAUCGCCAAAUGCACACCAAAGCAAUUCAAAUGGAUUGAUUGGUCGAAGGUAGCCUCAACGUCGGUUAAAAACCGUCAAAAAACAUUWAUCACCAAUAUUAUACUAAGCGUAUGUACAUGUAACAAACACUCACUACGCCUUUUGUAUCACAAUAACAGUAAAUAAUUUGAAUUACUGUGCCUAUCCUCUUUUAACGUAUGUCAUUGACUUCAUAUGCAAAUAAUAAUCUGUUAAAAACAAAAAAAAAUCCCACGACUACAUUUUUUCUUAUUUAUUUUUAUGAACAAAUGAUAAACUGGAAAAGGUAAUAAGAAGUAAAUGUAUCAAAACAAAAAUUAGUUGUGAAUUAUUAUUUUAUAACUUAGCUAUUUAUCAUCUUAGUUUAUUUUAUGUAUGUAAAAUAUAUCUCUCGCCACUCCUAAUUUAUUUUCAAAUUUUUGUAUACUACACCAUAGAUAAAUUCUAACAAAUAUUUGUUGAGAGUCUUUUGUUUUACUUAAUAA
Diuraphis noxia (Russian wheat aphid) is the source of this 1598-nucleotide messenger RNA. It is a transcript of the gene twin, whose product is annotated as CCR4-NOT transcription complex subunit 6-like twin. Gene Ontology annotation, molecular function: protein binding; 3'-5'-RNA exonuclease activity. The record is from RefSeq and is a predicted model, not a curated record. NCBI's taxonomy places the organism in Eukaryota, Metazoa, Arthropoda, Insecta, Hemiptera, Aphididae.